UGAGUUGUGAUAAGUGACAAUUUGGAUUUUUGAACAAACAGUGAAGUGGAUUACCGAAAAGGAUUUAUUCUAAGUGUCAACAUUGGAUUAUGAAUUAAAUAUUUCUGCAGUGAAAUCAAGAUUUGUGUUACGUGAAAGUGGCAUUCAAGGGGUGCCUUGGAACAUCAGGACGGCGCACUCCAAUAGUACGGCCGGAUACGCGGGCUCUAUCAUCACCUACGGGGGAGCACAAGCUCCCGAUAGUGGAAAACACAACCCAUUGCAAGGGACCAUUGGAUACAGAGUCAACACCCCUAGCGGCUAUGGGUGCGCCGGCGGUUCGGGCGCGAUGAGCGGCGGGGGCGAGAACGCGCAGUUCGGCGCCACCGCCGCAAUGGUCGCCGCGGCCACCACGGCCGCGAUGCAGGACUCGCAGCCUUUCUCGCAGAUGCAAAACAACAUGACUAUGGGAAAUCCCCAAUAUGGCGCGAUGAAUGGCUACGGUCAACAACGCAGCCAUAACCCAGCCAUGACUGGGAUGGGGAUGGGAGGUAACGGCGGGAUGAACGGAAUGACCAGCAUGGGACAGAUGGGAAACGCUGGUAUGAAUGGCAUGAACCCAAUGGCGCAGAUGGCUAACAUGGGUAUGCACGCCAACAUGAUGCCGUCCCAGAUGGGGCCUGGACAAAUGAGCAGCUCGGCAAAGAUGGGACCGGGAUAUCAAAGGCGACAUACGCCAUAUCCAUCCGGUACCAUGCUCAUGGGCCAGCGAAAGACGCAGUACAUGAGUGGGCAGCCCGGUUUUGGGCCAACUCAGUACCCUGCAGGGUACGGCGGUAGACCAGGCUUCCAAGGGCAGUACCCACCGCAGCAACCAUUAGGGCCGAGCGGAAACUUCGGUGCAGCGAUGAGAGGAACAAUGAGACAGUCAACACCGCCGUACUCGAACCAGGGGCAGUACUUCAAUGGUGGUGUGCCAAGCCAGUUCCCUCAGCAUCAGAAUAGUAAUGCGCAAUAUGGUGGGCAAUACGGUGGCCAGUUCGCGCAAGAGGUAGCAAUGCGCACCAACAUGAGUUAUCAACACAGUCCGGUUCCUGGUAAUCCAACGCCCCCGCUAACGCCCGCAAGCAGUAUGCCCCCUUACAUCAGUCCUAAUGGUGAUGUGAAACCCCACUUCAACGAGCUCAAACCACCUAUGGGCAUGCAAAAUGACGAGCUCCGGUUAACAUUCCCCGUAAGAGAUGGUAUUAUAUUACCACCAUUUAGAUUAGAACAUAAUUUAGCAGUUAGCAAUCAUGUAUUUCAAUUAAAACCCACGGUCCAUUCAACGUUAAUAUGGAGAUCGGACCUUGAGUUGCAAUUAAAAUGCUUCCACCAUGAGGAUAGACAGAUGAACACCAACUGGCCUGCAAGUGUUCAAGUGUCGGUCAACGCGACUCCAUUAGUUAUAGAUAGAGGAGAGAACAAAACAUCACACAAACCAUUGUACCUGAAAGAAGUGUGCCAGCCAGGCCGAAACACGAUACAAAUCACCGUCUCAGCUUGCUGUUGUUCACAUCUGUUUGUAUUACAAUUAGUGCAUCGGCCGAGCGUACGAAGUGUAUUGCAAGGCCUAUUAAGAAAACGCCUAUUAACAGCAGACCACUGCAUCGCGAAAAUCAAGAUGAACUUCAAUCAGACACCGACGAACGGUAGCAAUGGAUCUAACACAGCUAACGACAGGGACAGCGUUGAACAAACAGCUUUAAAAGUAUCGUUAAAAUGUCCAAUCACGUUUAAAAAGAUCACACUACCGGCACGUGGGCAUGAAUGUAAACACAUACAAUGCUUCGAUCUCGAGUCAUAUUUACAACUUAACUGUGAACGAGGGUCAUGGCGGUGUCCGGUUUGCAACAAACCAGCACAGUUAGAAGGUUUGGAAGUUGAUCAAUACAUGUGGGGUAUCCUUAAUACGUUGAACAGUUCAGAUGUAGAUGAAGUAACGAUCGAUAGCGGUGCUAACUGGAAAGCAACUAAGAUCGCCAACAAUACUGGAAUAAAGCAAGAAGAAGAUAGCAGUGAUGGUAGCGUCGGAAAACGCAGUAAAGCGGUAUCACCGGGAUCCAUGAACAUGCCAACGAUGAACAACUGGGACAUGAACCAAGCUCUAUCACCAUACCUUCCUCCAGACAUGAACACAAUCGCUAGUGGCUCAAUGAUCUCUUCAUACAACCAGAACGGACAGAAUAGAAAUUCAAGUUCGAACAAUCAGAAUUACGACUUUGGUAUGAAUAAUGGGCCUGGCAGUAACGAGUUUGCAGGAAACGGACCUCUUUCACAUCUGAAUGAGAGCGUCAACUCAUUAGAUCCUCUCAACGCAAUGGAGAAGAGCCUCAACGAUCAGAUGCCGCAUACGCCCCAUACACCGCACACGCCUGGGUCGGCGCACACGCCGGGCGGCGGUGGCGCGCAUACGCCCGGCUCGUCACACACGCCGGGUCCGCCGUCCGUAGACCAUCACUCGCUCACAGAUGUCGACAUACCCGCCGACCUCAACUUCGAUCCCGCCGCCGUCAUAGAUGGAGAAGGGACAGAUAAUCUCAAUUUAUUGCCGGAGACAAGCGUGGACCCGAUGGAGCUGUUGUCGUACUUAGACGCGCCGGCACUCGGUGAGCUACUAGCGACGCCGCCGUCAUCAUCGUCGUCGGCGGGCAGCCACCCGCCACGAGCGCCAUCCUCCGACGACCUCCUAGCGCUGUUCGAGUGAACGUAGUGAUCUGUCGAGAUGUACGUAGACGGGAUUACAACAAGUCAAUUAAAUUCACCUCAACAAAGGAAACUGAAGAUCUCCAAUUGUACUUAACAGAUAAUACUCUACCACGUUUUGCCUGUUUCAAGGCCUGUCAACUAACUUAUGAGGAAAUUAAACUUUCUAACAUCAACUACCGUCUACGUAACUCGCUUGUUAGAGGGAUUUGUUCGCUCGAGUGUCAAACUAGGCGUUUGUUCAACUCGCAAUCAAGCCAGAAGCCCGAUAUUGUGAUAUUAGAUUUUAGUUCCUUCUCCACGUGUCGCUGGGUUGAGUAUUGCAAAGCGUUCGAACAGUAGAUGCUAUCAGAAUCUCUGUCACCUUGUAAAGGUGUUAUCGUCUUGUAGAAGUUCAGACAACGCUGUCGUGUUGAACGCAGCGGCACACCGAGGCAUCAAUUGUUGAAACAAUGGUGUUGGAGAACAUUUAUUAGGUAUAUAAGUAAAGUAUUGGAGGCGAACGGCCAUAGACACUGCGGUGUUGUGCAUGUAUAGUUCCUCGCACCGCCGCACACACGGUGGCGCUAUUGAGCUCCUUUAAUAUUCUAAACUCUAGCAUAAACUGUAACACAAAUUUUCAUUAAUAAUUCAACUUCUUAUUCGAUAUAACUGUAAUCGAUUAGAGAUUUUAAUUUGUGUCCAUAAUUUGUGAAUAGUUCACCAGGUUGUAAAUAAUAAAGAGGAGUUAUUUUAUUUGUGCUAGUUGUUUUGUGUACUGUGGACGGAGCUGGGCGGCUUCUUGUAUGUAUAGGAUAGCGCGAGUGCGGCCGGCCCGUCCGGAGGCAUUGUGAAUCUUAUAGUUCCUAUUGGAUGCGAGCGAACUAUAAUGUUCAAUUGCCAUUUACUGUAAACAUAUUCCUUCAAGUUUUCGCAUAUUCUGCAUUUUUAAAUGGUAAGAUAUGAUAGGAUUCGUGAGUAUAACGCUACUCGCUUUUGGGUGAUAUAUUCUAAAUGAGUUGUUUGAAAUCAACAAAUAAAUGGUAACAAAUUAGUUACAAAAGUAUAUUGUAAAUGUGAGUGCAAAAAUGAACUCUGUUAAAUUAUUUUGCGUUAUGUGAAUCGAAGAAUGAUAGAAAUAUAUUUUAAUUUCUAUAUAAAUAGUAAUGAACUGUAUUAUUUGUAAAUAUGAAUCUAGAUAAGAAUAUUAUAUUACCUAGUUAUAUAUAGGAAAAGAACAUGGCAGAUACUUAUAUGACGGCCAGUUUAGUAUAGUAUUACUAAAUUAAAGAAAAAUCUACACAUGGUUUUACAUGUACAUACAAAAUUACCAUACCUAUUACACAAGUCUAUGCGUUUGGAGCCCAGUACAGUAAGCUAACAACUUAUCUAUUAACAGUCGACUCUAUUCAUUAUUUAUUUAUUAAUACGUCUCUUACACACUUACUGCUACUUAAUAUUUUUGUCAUUACACAUAUAUUCUACGAGUUUCAUUGAACUAGUCCCUUUGUAUUAUAUUAAUUUUGUCCGGAAAUAAGUUCCUUUUACUUGAGUUGAUAAAUUAAUGUAGGUAUUCUUAAUUUGAAAUGAGACCAUGUAAUAGUAUCUGUAGAAAGUAAUAACUUAAUGCAUGCGAUAUUUAUUGAAAUAAUUCUCACCUUGUUGUUCACUUUAAGUUGAUGGUACUGUAUUUGUGCUCUAAAACGUUUCUCUAUUUACAAGUGCAAACCGCCAAUAUAAUUCAUAGAAAAAAUAUGUUACAUCUGUGCUCAUCUUAAUUUUGUUUCGUUUUGCCCACCUCAGAUACACAUUAAAGCAAUAAUAAUAAAGUGCUGAUUAUAUAAAAUUAUUUAAAAUACAUAGUUAAAUGCAUUAUUUUAAAGUAUUUAUAUAAAAUAGGAAUAAAAUUUGCGAUGAGCAUCGAAUUGACAAAAUCUUAUUUCACGUAUUUUCAAAUGUUUGGUUUCAAUUUUGAUGUUUGCGCAAGCUAAUUCAACUAUAUUUGUUUUAACUUAUUUUUUUAUAUCUAUAUAUUUAGAGUAACGCGCAGCGCAAAUUAUCAACAACAUUAUUUCUAAAUGGAAUUAAGUUCCCAUAAAAUUUGACAUCAUGACACCACAAUUCAUUUAGAUGUUGUAAAUUUUUCAAACGUAUGGUUAAUUCAAUUAAUAACAGUUUAUAAAGAUAUCUCUAUCUUAAGAGUUGUACGUAAAACUGUCGAUUCUUUACUACUUAUGUAAAUUGAUGAUUUGCGCAUCUUAACUUCAUGCUAUGAAUAUGGACGCCUCUUUAGAGUUAGUCAAUCUAUUACGAAAAACAAUAAAAUUAGUAUUAUACAAAGCCGUGGUCAAUUAUUCAAACAAGUUAGAAAUAAUUUACGAAUCGUUGUCAAGUUUUUGUUGUCGUCCGUUCGUGGUUGAUUGAUUGUGUGUCUAGUUGAUCACAGCUUUAGCAUAAAUUACAUAAUUUUAAGGGACCUUCAAUUCCAGUUAGCUAGAUCUAUUUAUUGUAGUGAAUAUUGCUAUUGGGUGAAUCAUCGCGCCGAUUUUUGUGUGACCAAAUAGUAAUUUUUUACGUGUUUACCUAUUUUAGGUAAUUUAAAAUUAAUGAAUUCGUUUAUAUAAAAAUUGAAAAUAUCACAAAAAAUUUAUAGCAUAUCACAUUAUAAAAAAAAUAGCAAAAAUCUAAUCGAAUGAUUCAUCCAAAUGAGUAAACAAUUACAAUAUUAUAUAUUUUGUUGAAUAUUAUAAUGAACUGCUGUGAAGUAGAUUUUGUGCUCGUACAAAUAUAAGCAGCAUUUGGAAAUAAGUGAAAAAGAAUUCUAAAUAAGGUAACAUGCGACCCAUGACUCAGAAGUUAAUGCAAAGCCAAACUGUAUUGUAGCGUAUUUAACAUUUGAACAUUAUGUGAACAUUUUUAGCAAUCAGGUUGGUACCCACUGAAUUCAUUUCGAAAUGUGUAAAAUGAAAAAAAAAACAUAACAUUUUUAUGUUAUUGAAAAUAAAAUAAAUCUAAAAAUUAUAA
Messenger RNA from Helicoverpa armigera (cotton bollworm), 5727 nucleotides. RefSeq names its product zinc finger MIZ domain-containing protein 1 (gene tna). Gene Ontology annotation, cellular component: chromatin. Lineage: Eukaryota; Metazoa; Arthropoda; Insecta; Lepidoptera; Noctuidae. Gene Ontology annotation, molecular function: zinc ion binding; SUMO ligase activity. The transcript is spliced from 11 exons. The record is from RefSeq and is a predicted model, not a curated record. Bases 329 to 2725 code for a protein of 798 amino acids. Gene Ontology annotation, biological process: protein sumoylation; regulation of transcription by RNA polymerase II.